ACAACAGUCAGUCAUACAGGCAGACACUGACACUGACAGAAGAAAACAAAGAGAUCAGUGGGUGUCUCAGUGCCCAGUGGAAUUUAUUUUUUUACUUGAUUAGCUUCAUUUGUUGUUAUCAUAGUUAUUUUCUUUUAAAUUCUUUUUCUCUUUUCUAAGCAUGAUCCUUAAUUUCUAUAUGUUUAUAACCAAACACUGGUUAAUUUUACUAAAGAACUUCAUGCAGGGUUGAAAACACACACACAAAUACAUAAACACAUGAAUCACUCUAAAUCUAUUUAAAUAUUCUAGACUAUCGCUGAGUUUUCUUAAUUAACUAGGACCUCUUGGGUCACAGUCUCUAAAGCUUUAUUUUUUCAAAACCAAGAAAUUCCAAUGUCCGAUAAUGGAUAUCGAUCCACUAAUUGGCUUUCACAAACUAUAAACUACUUUCACUGAAGAUGUCGGGCAAGGUAGCAUCUGUGGGUCACUAGGUUGUUAGACUAAUCACAACACAGGAAGAAAAUUAUCCGUCAGUGGAUCCCCUCUGUUAGUCUGGGAGUAGCGACGGUUAUCCCUUACCUCCGAAAUAAAAUCUCAAUAUUCUUUGAAACAAAUGAGCCUCGGUUUGCAGCUCCAGUAGUUCAAACUGUUACAGCUAUGAGGAAGGUAGAACCUUUGUAAUAUUUGUAAUAUUUGUAAUAUCUCGGUGCGGUUCAACUGUCAACUUUGACACUUGUCCGGGCAUGUCUUUCCUUUAUUUUUCCCCACUGGCUAGGAAAGGAACUACAUUCUUCCCGACUCUUUCCUACACAAACUUCACACACUCUUUCUGCACCACAGGCCUAUUAGGGAAUGCCUCAAAUGAGUUUACAGUGAAUACAAGUCUCCAUACUAAACAAUGGUUAGUUAUCCACAGUCACAACAACACACUACACAAUCGUAACCAGUCGAGUUCCUGACACAAACACACUUUAUAUUUCACAGAGGAGUUUGGGAUUGCCUGGGGAGACUAGAACGGUCUCUUGAGAGGUGAUAACAUGAAGGUGUCUAGAAAACUGCAGUUAAUGAGCAAUAAAGAGAAGACUCUUGUCUUACCUAUUUCCUGGAGUUGGCGUACAGACUUUUUUUUUUUUUAGUAAAGUUGAUAUUUGUACAAAUGUUUGUUUGUUUGAUAAGUAAAGCACUAAGCUUUGUACCUGCUGCUCUGUUGUCUGUUUUACAGGUGACAGCCCUUCCUACAUCUCGGAGAACAUAAAGAAUAUUAGAGAACAAGAAGGCUGAGAGAAUAAAACUAAAAUAUUUUUUUGAUUUAGGAUGACACCAACCUGAGUGUUAACAUUACCACGUAGAGCUCCAGUGAAUUUGAUUGCUAUCCAAAACAAGACGAGUACACAUUGUAUCUGAUUAUGAUUUUUUUCCAGUUGAAAGACAUUAACAAAUAAGAAAACUGGAUGAGCUGCCUCCCUCUCCCAUACACACAUAAAGAAACGAGUGAAACAACUUCUUAGCAUGAAGAGAAGUGAAUGAUAUAUUAUUUCAGCAAAUAAAAUAUAUUGUGUAAACACUACGAAACUAUACACAUAAGGGCUGCUAUAAAUUUAGUAAAUACCUUGCAUUGACCUUUGGUUUCUUGUUGUGUUCACUAAUUUUAAAAAGGCUGUUCAUAAGUUACUGUUCAUCGACAGUGAAAAUAAUCAUCCGUUGUGAUUUUCUUCUGCUACCCAAUAAGUAAAAUUAUUAUUUACAGUUUCUGUGCCUCUGCGUAAAGAGACUUUCCGGACUGUGUGGGUGGAUUAAACACUUUCAUGUUUCAUAGCUCGCAUCACAAAUAAUUUGGUUUUAAGAAAUCCUACUACAGAAUAUGUGUGCUUGUGUAUAUGUAAGGAUAUAUGAGUGGCUGCUUGUUUGUGUGUGUGUGUGUGUGUGUGUUUGUGAGUGUGUGAGAGUGAAGCGGGGUGUCUGACAGUCAGUGGGACUGUGUGGCUCCUUACUUCACAGUCAGGGAGCCUUCAUAAACCCCGAGGUCCUUACUUUCCAUAUUUAUAGCUCCUUCAAGUAACAUGGUCGCCCACGUGUUUGUAUUACCUUCUAUUCUUAUUUGGUUAUUCUUAUCUGGUUACGUGGGAGCUUACCAACAAUUAUUCUCAUUGUGUACAAUAAAAUUACAGGACAUGAUAGAUAAGGUUUUUGAACAAACUUCGACACAAGUAAGUAUCGGUCACUGUACUUGAAGACAGUUAUUUCUAAUAUAUUAUUUUCAGUUUAAGACGUCUAGAGCAAUUUUCUUUACAUUCCCCCCCCCCCGCCCAAAAAAAAAGUAAAAUCUGAUUGUAUAGUAAUUUAUUUUAACAGGAAUUUCAAAAUUAGUUGCUGGGUUUUUUUUUAAAUGUGACGUGACGUGCACAGACACGAACUGUCGUCGUAGCGACAAACACUCUUAGUGAAAACGUUUUGACUCUUUAGUCUGAAAUACUCAGGUAGACUGUCAAUUCAGGCAGAUUAAACCCUCUCCCCACUUUGCAAUUCCUUAUCUAAAGGAGCAGGUGAGUCCACUACCUGCUUACACUACGGACGUCGACACAUUGAGUAACAUCCAGGUCUGUGUGUCACCUAACCGCCAUAUCUUGGAGACAAGACGGUGACUCAGAUUAUUCGAUAUGGCUGAGCCACACGAAAGAGAGUGUGCCGUGUGCACAAAUGACUUCACCACACCAAAGAUUCUACCCUGUGGUCAUCUCCUGUGUCGAGAAUGUGUCAUUUCCUGGAUGGAUUCCAAACGUGAUGCCGGGUGUCCACUGUGUAGAUGUCCUAUAGUAGAGCAGUCAGAUGGAAGUUCGUCCGACACUGUUGACGCCCUGCCGACAGACUUUGUGAUGGAAGCGCUGGUGGAGAGCGCUGGUGUGCUGAGUAAAGAUCACCUUUGUUGUGUGUGUGAGGACGUCAGGGCGGACUUCAUCUGUAUGCAGUGUCAGGACAUGAUGUGUACAGCGUGUACGAAAGUACACAAGAAGAUGUCAGUGAGCCGCAGUCACGAUGUGGAGAGUGUCAGCACUGUGACACCUGAACGUCUGGCUGCCAGCCGCCCUGCACUGUGUGCUGACCACGGCGACAAACAGGCGGACAGCUUUUGCUUCUAUCACCGACUUGCCGUCUGCAAAUCCUGUAAGGUUCAGAAACACAGUGAAUGUUUAAAAGUAAGCGAUUUUGACUUUGAAAUACAUUCAGCUGAAAACUCACUUACCCACCUAACAAAGAUUUUGGUAGAAGCGGAGCAGAAGCUGGAGCAGGUUAUAGGUCAGCUGACGUCACGUCUACAGGAAGUUGAUGUCAGCGAACAAGAAGACAUGGCGCAAGUAGACAAGACAUGUGACCGUCUUCAGAAGUUAGUGGAAGAUUUCCGUAGGAGGUUGAUGGAAAAGACACGUACGUCACAUCUGCAAAUCAGGAAUUCAUUACGUGACGUCAAGACAGACCUUAGCAACCGUCUAGGGAAGGUGACGUCACACAAACACAUUGUGACGCGAGCGGCGGCAGUGUCACCACGUCCUGCACUGAUGCACAUGACAGAGGCUCUGACAGACAGGGUCAACAGCCUUGACCUCAGCGCUGACUUGAAACAAGAGGUGUGGGUCAAGCCCUUUUCAAGUGUAGAAUAUUGUCAAGAUGUUGUGGGUCGGAUAGAAGACGAGCUACUGAAGGUGGAGCAGCUGAAGACUGAGUUAAAACAAAAGAGUUCCUUCUCAAGCUGCUCGUUCAAAGUGGAAAAGACUGAUAAGCAAAUCAAGCCUCACCUGCCAAGUGUUUCUUCCAAAAAGAAAAUAUCUUUUAAUAAAAGCAAGCGGACCGCUGAGCAACCAGUCCUUGUGUUUCAUGAAAACUGCGGGGCCAACAUUCGUCUGUUGCCCGGCAACACCACCGCAGAGAACAAUGGCAUCUUCAAUGGGGUGGUUGUGUCCCGUGAUGUUAUGGUGGAAAACUUCUUGUAUGAAGUUAAUGUAGAUAAAGCAUACGCUGAAAACAUCAUGUUAGUGGGUGUGACAAGUAUCCCUCCUUCACGCCUCGUUGUGACCCCGUGUUCCACAGACCAGGCAGACUUCAUCAUCAUCGGUCCCUAUUGGAUUCACCAUCAGGGAAAACGUGUAUCGCACACUUUAGGAAAUGAUCUCGAGAGACUUCAUGUCGGGAGUCGAGUUGGGGUCUUGUGGACUCAUCAAGCGACCUUCACCUCUACAUCAACGGACAGGACAAGGGUGUUGCAGCAAAACAAGUCGUACAGCCCUGUUUUGCUGUUUUUGACCUAUUUUCUUCAGUCUAUAGGGUGACAGCCCUUCGUACAUCCAGGAGGACAUGAAGAAUAUCCAAGAACAAGAAUGUCGUGACAGUAAAACACGAAUGUCUUUGUUCGCUGACAACAAUGUCAACCCUGACACACUUUUUUUUAUCGAGAUUUAAGUUUCAUUUGCUAAAGUUUUUUCUGCAAUCCUGACACGUCUGCCAACCUAACUGGCAUGGCUGGCUCUAUAAUGUAGUUCCUCCGCUCAUUGAUAUUUUGCGUGUGUGUGUGAAGCGUCUAUGAUGCGAAAAGUGACAAUGACGUCAAUACUAAACAAUAUUUUGCGUCAGAACAGAAAUGGCGUCACAACGGUACUGACAGUGUCGUCUGCCAGAGAAAGACUUCAUUGUCCUCCUCCAAGUGAUGUCCGCCAACAACCUUUCCCAUAAUGCGAGUCCUUUUUUCACACCCUUACUUUUGUAAUAUCAUGUUAUUCUCAACUCUUGUUCUUGUUAUUUGGUUCAUCUUUUUUCUAUAUUUGAUUUUAUUCUUCGUUUACUGCGGUUGUUAAUUCUUUUAUAGUUCAUAUAUUAUUUGUUUGUUUUCCUGUCACUCGUAUGAUAUGGUUCGUUCUUCUUCUUAAGAGCUAAGAGCAUGCUCCUUUGGAGAGUCAGUAUGCACUUUAAAAUUUUUCAUU
This is a messenger RNA of Pomacea canaliculata, 4952 nucleotides long. RefSeq names its product E3 ubiquitin-protein ligase TRIM33-like. The coding region runs from base 2640 to 4304 and encodes 554 amino acids. Gene Ontology annotation, molecular function: zinc ion binding. The record is from RefSeq and is a predicted model, not a curated record. The transcript is spliced from 8 exons. Lineage: Eukaryota; Metazoa; Mollusca; Gastropoda; Architaenioglossa; Ampullariidae.